Messenger RNA from Symbiodinium natans, 1332 nucleotides. Lineage: Eukaryota; Dinophyceae; Suessiales; Symbiodiniaceae. The record is from the annotation of a GenBank genome assembly.
AUGGUGGAUGCCUUGUUGAGGAGCCUGAACGUUGGGCGGGCUUGUGCAAUUUUCGACGGCGGCCUUGGUAAGUUUGACAUUGCGGCCAUAUGCCAUGAGGUGCGCUGUGUGAACACACAGGUCGGGGAAACAUUAUGCAUCACGCUAUCCGACGUGGAGCAUCGUGUGGCUGGCGAGGACCUUCAUAGUCUUGGCACGGUCGCCAUUAUCAAGUCGCAGGCUGAGGAUGUCGUCCUUGUUCUUAAGGUUUGGGCCACACGGGACACACCGCCCUUCUCCAAACACGCCGAGAAGCGGCAUGUGGGCGAGGUACGUAUUCCCCUUCGUCAUCUGUCAGACCUCUGCAACUGCAUGUUGUACUUUACUUGGGUCAACCUUGAAAGCGCAGGGCUCAACGAUUCCGUUGCUCACCUAGGCUAUGGAAACCCAUUUGCUGCCAACAGUUCGGAGUCCUUUCUCCAGGGCAUCAUGAGCAAUCCGCGGCAGCUGUUCCAGCCGAAGGCCUGCAUCUCCCUCUGUCGAGCAGAUGAACUCGCCGAGACUGACAGACUGUUGUGGACGAAGGACUUGCCAAGGCAAGACCGCAUCAAGCGAUGGGGACCCCUCCUGCGAUCUCAACAGCAGCAUGCUGUGAUGUGCACGGCCCAGAACCUCGAGGCUGCUGCGCAGCAGAAUGGGACGGGUGACCUCCCACAAAGACUUAUGCAUCUCAGGGCUCAGGCUGAUGAGCAAGCUCAGGAGAUCGAGCUGCUGCAGGAGCAGUUGCAGUCCGCAUCGCGAGUAACUACCGCCCCUACAUCUGCGGAAGCGCUGGACGUGUUGCUCAAUGGAGGAGACCAAUGGAGACAAAAGCCGUCCAUGACACUGCUGGAAGAGCGAACGAGUCGUCAGCUCGAAGAGGCAAGAGGUCUCGCCAUGCAGACCGAAGCUGCACUGGCCAGGCGUGGGCGAGACGCCGAAGCGCACAAGGAGCUCGAAACGCAGCAAAGUUUAAGCACUCAGCUCCGAGGAGAGCUGCAAAGCUAUGAGGUUGAGCUCUCAAAACUUGGCGAAGAAGCCAACAACAAAAUCGAGGCGGCGAACAUCCGCAUCCGGGCGCUUCGAAGGGAGCGCGAUGAGGCAUCUCGAUCACUUGCAGAACGAAGAGAAGGCAAUCAAAAGCUGCAGCUGCUCCUCGAGGAGUUGGAAGACGAAAAGUCGCAGCUUGCCCAGCAAAAGGAGACCUUGAUGCGGAUGGUGGAGGACCUGCAUGCGUGCUGCAACGAGGCAGGACUUCCUGCAGCAGAUCGAGCCUCCAUCGACAGCAUCAGUGGCUUCAAGCUGCCGAGCUGA